GGCAGAGCUUGGAGUGGGCGGGGCCUUUAGCGGGGCGGGGUCGGGCUCCUAGCCCUGGGCUGAGUCUCCCGGCGGCGGCGGGCGGCAGGGACCGGGUGCGGUGGAGGCGUCGGCCCCGGCAGGAGCAGCAUGGAUUGGGGCACCGAACUGUGGGAUCAGUUUGAGGUGCUCGAGCGGCACACGCAGUGGGGUCUGGACCUGUUGGACAGAUACGUGAAGUUCGUGAAAGAGCGGACGGAGGUGGAGCAGGCUUAUGCAAAGCAACUGCGGAGCCUGGUGAAAAAAUACAUGCCCAAAAGACCUGCCAAAGAUGACCCUGAAUCCAAGUUCAGCCAGCAACAGUCCUUCGUGCAGAUUCUGCAGGAGGUGAAUGAUUUUGCUGGCCAGCGGGAGCUGGUGGCCGAGAACCUCAGCGUGCGUGUAUGUCUGGAGCUGGCCAAGUACUCGCAGGAGAUGAAACAGGAGAGAAAGAUGCACUUCCAAGAAGGUCGUCGGGCCCAGCAGCAGCUGGAAAGUGGCUUCAAGCAGCUGGAGAAUAGUAAACGUAAAUUUGAACGGGACUGCAGGGAGGCUGAGAAGGCAGCCCAGACCGCUGAGAGGCUUGACCAGGAUAUCAACGCCACCAAGGCUGAUGUGGAGAAGGCCAAACAACAAGCCCACCUUCGGAGUCAUAUGGCAGAAGAAAGCAAAAAUGAGUAUGCAGCCCAACUACAGCGCUUCAACCGUGACCAGUCUCACUUCUAUUUUUCCCAGAUGCCCCAGAUAUUUGAUAAGCUGCAGGACAUGGACGAGCGGCGGGCCACCCACCUGGGGGCUGGUUACGGGCUCCUGUCAGAGACUGAGCUGGAGGUGGUACCCAUCAUUGCCAAGUGUUUGGAGGGCAUGAAGGUGGCUGCAGAUGCUGUGAAUGCCAAGAAUGAUUCCCAGGUCCUAAUUGAGCUGCACAAGUCAGGCUUUGCCCGUCCGGGUGACGUGGAAUUCGAAGACUUUAGCCAGCCCAUGAACCGUGUGCCCUCGGACAGCAGCCUGGGUACCCCCUCCGAUGGACGGCCAGAGCUCCGAGGCACGAGCCGCAGCCGGGCUAAGCGCUGGCCAUUCGGCAAGAAGAACAAGCCGUGUCCCCCACCUCUCUCCCCCCUGGGGGGCCCCCUACCCUCGGCAUUACCUAAUGGACCCCCGUCCCCCCGCUCCGGCCUCGACCCCUUGGCCAUACUGAGCGAGAUCAGUAAGUCGGUCAAACCGCGGCUAGCAUCCUUCCGCAGCCUUCGAGGCAGCCGUGGGACAGUGGUGACUGAGGAUUUCAGCCACUUGCCCCCGGAGCAGCAGAGAAAGCGACUGCAGCAGCAGCUGGAAGAACGGAACCGUGAACUCCAGAAGGAGAUGGACCAGAGGGAGGCCCUGAAGAAAAUGAAGGAUGUGUAUGAAAAGACACCCCAGAUGGGAGACCCAGCCAGCUUGGAACCCCGGAUCACGGAAACCCUGAACAACAUCGAACGGCUGAAACUGGAAGUACAGAAGUAUGAGGCUUGGCUGGCAGAAGCUGAGAGCCGAGUCCUAAGCAACCGGGGAGACACCCUGGGCCGGCACACCCGGCCUCCAGACCCCCCAGCCAGCGCGCCGCCGGACAGCAGCAGCAACAGCAACAAUGGAUCGCAAGAGAACAAGGAGAGCUCUGAAGAGCCCCCAUCUGAGGAGGGUCAGGAUGCCCCCAUCUACACGGAAUUUGAUGAGGAAUUUGAGGAGGAGCCCGCCUCCCCCAUUGGUCACUGUGUGGCCAUCUACCACUUUGAAGGGUCCAGCGAGGGCACCAUCUCCAUGGCUGAGGGCGAGGACCUCAGUCUCAUGGAAGAAGACAAAGGCGACGGGUGGACCCGGGUCAGGCGGAAACAGGGGGGUGAGGGCUACGUGCCCACCUCUUACCUCCGCGUCAUGCUCAACUGAACCCUGCUGGAAGCGGGAAGAGGGGGGCUGUUGGCUGCUGCUUCUGGGCCACGGGGGGCCCCAGGACCUACGCACUUUAUUUCUGCCCCCGUGGCUUUGGCUGAGACCUGUGUAACCUGCUGCCCCCCACCCCCUCACUCCUCUCCCCAGAUGGACCCGCUGUGCCUUCUACCAUUGAUGUACAUACUCAUGUUUCGAAUCUUUUUUCUUCCUGCCGCUCGGCUAGGGUCAUUUUGUUUUAUAUAAAAAAUGAUGAAAAACUC
Bubalus bubalis (water buffalo) is the source of this 2204-nucleotide messenger RNA. RefSeq names its product thyroid hormone receptor interactor 10 (gene TRIP10). Gene Ontology annotation, biological process: signal transduction. Gene Ontology annotation, molecular function: protein binding. The record is from RefSeq and is a predicted model, not a curated record. NCBI's taxonomy places the organism in Eukaryota, Metazoa, Chordata, Mammalia, Artiodactyla, Bovidae. The coding region runs from base 130 to 1941 and encodes 603 amino acids. The transcript has 15 exons.